AUGUUUGUUAUGCUUAAUAUUUUAAAUUUGAUUUGUAUCUGUCUUAAUUUUGCCCUUUAUUCAAGCAGUUUUUUCUUCACAAAAUUGCCUGAAGCCUACGCUUUUUUGAAUCCAAUCGUAGAUGUUAUGCCAGUAAUCCCUCUGUUCUUUUUUCUAUUAGCCUUUGUUUGGCAAGCUGCUGUAAGUUUUCGAUGA
Messenger RNA from Populus trichocarpa (black cottonwood), 195 nucleotides. The record is from the annotation of a RefSeq genome assembly. NCBI's taxonomy places the organism in Eukaryota, Viridiplantae, Streptophyta, Magnoliopsida, Malpighiales, Salicaceae.